AUGUCUAAUCCGCAUGCUUGCACGGAUCUCCUCAACCCACUCAUCAAUCCCAAUACCAUGCGUUCCUCGAAAGAUGGUGCGCUUCCUCUCUCAAGGCAGGUAGCGGAUGUGGUCCAAGGUCCCGGUGUGCUCUGCUCGUCCACCUCCGGUCGGUCCUGCUUGGGCAGAAUCUCUCGUUUCAGCUGGACCUGCUCAGACUCCAACUCACAGACUUUCUCGCAGCUGCUGCAGACCCUCUGCCAUCAGCGGUGGAUGCCAGAAGCCAACGUGACGCCAAAAGCCGGGGAAACCUUUGGGUAUAGAAGUCCAGGUGAGGAAGACCUCAACAGAAAUGGUAGUCCAGAUUCAGAGGCAGCAGAUGGUUCCUAUAGUAGUGAGGAGAGCAGUUCAGCUCUACACUUUGGUGUGGACAGAGAAGUCAACCAGCAAAGUAUCCAGGACCUGAGCAAGCAGACAAAGAGCCCCAGAAGAGGCUCUGCAGGCCAGAUCACCAAUGUACAGCCCAACGGGGGGCAAGGCCCCCAAGGAAAGCCCAAGAGAAAACGCUCAGGCUCGGACUCCAAGUCAGGGAAACCCCGCAGAGCUCGUACCGCUUUCACCUACGAGCAGUUGGUUGCCCUGGAGAACAAAUUCAAGUCUACAAGAUAUCUGUCUGUGUGUGAGCGGCUCAAUCUGGCACUGUCACUCUCCCUCACUGAGACACAGGUCAAGAUCUGGUUCCAGAACCGCCGGACUAAGUGGAAGAAACAGAACCCUGGCGCAGACACUUCAGCUCCCACUGGUGCAGGAAGCACAUCCGGCACCGGGGGAGGAAUAGGUGGUGCACUGGGGAACCUCAGUCCACUCAGCCCAUCACCUCCAAUUAAUGGGCAUCUAGCCAUGCACACAGGCUAUGCAUCAGGCCACCAUCACCCUUCUGCGGGCAGCCUUGUCCAGCUGCCUUUCCUGACAACCGGCCAUGUUCUAUCGCCAUUCAUGUUGGGGACACAGAGCUAUGCUGCACCUGCCUUUUACAGCUCCCACCUGUAG
Messenger RNA from Nerophis lumbriciformis (worm pipefish), 1029 nucleotides. NCBI's taxonomy places the organism in Eukaryota, Metazoa, Chordata, Actinopteri, Syngnathiformes, Syngnathidae. The record is from RefSeq and is a predicted model, not a curated record.